AUGAGUGAAACUGAUUCAAAACCAAUUGUUACCCCAGAAAAUGGAAGUAAUGAACAACCACCUAAACAAAAGACUGCAAAAGAAUUAGAAAAAGAAAGAAAGAAAGCUGAAAAAUUGGCUAAAUUUAAUGCUAAAAAGGCAAAACAAACAUCCACACCACCACCAGCUAAAUCAGAUGAACAGAAGAAACAAAAACCUAAAAAGGAAGUUGAACCAAUACCUGAAUUUAAAGAUGAAACAAAACCUGGUGAAAAAAAAAUCUUAGUAUCAUUAGAAGAUCCAUCUUUUAAAGCUUAUAAUCCAAAAAAUGUUGAAAGUUUAUGGUAUUCAUGGUGGGAAAAUCAAAAAUAUUUUGAACCUGAAUUAACUGAAUCUGGAGAAAUUAAACCUGAAGGAUGUUUUUCUAUCCCUUGUCCACCACCAAAUGUUACUGGAGCAUUACAUAUUGGACAUGCAUUAACUGUUUCAAUUCAAGAUACUUUAAUUAGAUGGAAUAGAAUGCAAGGUAAAACCACUUUAUUUAUUCCUGGUUUUGAUCAUGCAGGUAUUGCAACUCAAUCAGUUGUUGAAAAACAAAUAUGGGCAAAAGAGAAAAAAACAAGACAUGAUUAUGGACGUGAGAAAUUCGUUGAAAAAGUUUGGGAAUGGAAAGAAGAAUAUCAUAGUAGAAUUAAAGAUCAAUUUAAGAAAUUAGGUGCUUCAUAUGAUUGGAGUAGAGAAAGAUUUACCUUAAAUCCAGAUUUAUCCGAAGCAGUUACUGAAGCAUUUGUAAGAAUGCAUGAAGACGGUACUAUUUAUAGAGCUUCAAGAUUAGUUAAUUGGUCAGUGAAAUUAAAUACUGCAAUUUCAAAUUUAGAAGUUGAUAAUAAAAAUAUUGCAGGUAAAACUUUAUUAGCUGUCCCAGGUUAUGACAAUAAAAUUGAAUUUGGUACUUUAACCUCAUUCUCUUAUCAAGUUGAAAAUUCAGAUGAAAAAAUUACCGUCGCUACAACUAGACCUGAAACUAUAUUUGGUGAUACUGGUGUAGCAGUCCAUCCAAAUGAUCCAAGAUAUAAACAUUUACAUGGUAAAUAUGUAUUACAUCAUUUUAUUGAUAGAAAAUUACCGAUUAUAACCGAUUCAGAAGCUGUCGAUAUGGAAUUUGGUACCGGUGCAGUUAAAAUCACUCCAGCUCAUGAUCAAAACGAUUACAAUACAGGUAAAAGAAACAAUUUAGAAUUUAUAAAUAUAUAUACUGAUGAUGGUUAUCUUAAUGAAAAUUGUGGACCAGAAUGGAAAGGAAUGAAAAGAUUUGAUGCUAGAGCAAAAGUUAUUGAAGAAUUACAAAAGAAAGGAUUAUAUGUUGAACAAAAAGAUAAUGAAAUGACCAUUCCAACUUGUUCAAGAUCAGGUGAUAUCAUUGAACCACUUCUCAAACCACAAUGGUAUGUCAAUCAACAAGAAAUGGCUAAAGAUGCUAUAGCAGCUGUCAAAAAUGGAGAUAUUGUAAUUACCCCAAAGACUUCGGAGUCUGAAUAUUUCCAAUGGUUAGAAAAUAUACAAGAUUGGUGUAUAUCACGUCAAUUAUGGUGGGGCCAUAGAUGUCCAGUAUACUUUAUAAACAUUGAAGGUGAAGAACAUGAUAAAUUAGAUAAUGAAUAUUGGGUUUCUGGUAGAACUGAAGAAGAAGCAUUAGAAAAAGCCAAUAAAAAAUUUGCUGAUAAAAAAUUUACAUUGGAACAAGAUGAAGAUGUUUUAGAUACUUGGUUUUCCUCUGGUUUAUGGCCAAUUUCAACUUUGGGUUGGCCACAUGCCACCAAAGACAUGGAAUUGUUUAGUCCAAUGUCAAUGUUAGAAACUGGUUGGGAUAUCUUGUUCUUCUGGGUUUCAAGAAUGAUUUUAAUGUCAUUAAAAUUGACUGGUAAAGUUCCAUUUAAAGAAGUCUUUUGUCAUUCAUUAGUUAGAGAUGCUCAAGGACGUAAAAUGUCCAAAUCUUUGGGAAAUGUUAUUGAUCCAUUAGAUGUCAUCACAGGUAUUCCAUUGAAAGGUUUACAUGACAAAUUAACUACUGGUAAUUUGGAUCCAAGAGAAUUGAAAAAAGCAAUGGAAGGUCAAAAAUUAUCAUAUCCAAAUGGUAUUCCAGAAUGUGGUACUGAUGCUUUAAGAUUUGCAUUAUGUGCUUAUUCAACUGGUGGUAGAGAUAUUAAUUUAGAUAUUUUGAGAGUUGAAGGUUAUAGAAAAUUCUGUAACAAGAUUUAUCAAGCUACAAAAUUCGUUUUAGGUAGAUUAGGUGAUGAUUACGUUCCGCAAAAGACUGCAGAAUUAACUGGUAAAGAAUCAUUAGUUGAAAAAUGGAUAUUGACCAAAUUAACAACAGCUGCUAAAAAUACCAAUGAAGCUUUGGAAUCACGUAAUUUCGGUGAUGCUACUAACUAUAUAUAUAAUUUCUGGUAUGAUUUAUGUGAUGUCUACAUUGAAAAUUCAAAAUCAUUAAUUCAAGAUGGUACACCAGAACAAAAAAAAUCAGCUCAAGAUACAUUAUAUACAAGUAUUGAUGGUGCAUUAAGAUUAAUUCAUCCAUUUAUGCCAUUUGUAACUGAAGAAAUGUGGCAAAGAUUACCUAGAAGAGAAGGUGAUAAAACUGAAACAAUUACCAAAGCAAAAUAUCCACAAUAUUCAAAAGAAUUUGAUAAUCAAGAAGCAUUAAAUGCUUAUGAUUUAGUUCUUGAUAUUACAAAAGGUGCUAGAUCAUUAUUAGCUCAAUAUAAUAUCAUAAAGAAUGGUCAAGUAUUUGUUGAAUCAUCAAAUGAUAAAAUCUUUGAUAUUGCAAAAGAUCAACAAGAUUCUAUUGUUUCUUUGAUUAAAGGUGUUGAAAAAAUAUCAGUUGUAAAAUCAUCACAAGAUGUACCAUCAGGUUGUGCAUUACAAGCAAUUGGUCCAGAUUGUACUGUUCAUGUAUUAGUAAAAGGUCAAAUUGAUUUAGAUUCGGAAAUUUCCAAAGUUGAGAAAAAAUUAAAUAAUGCUCAAGAAUUGAAAAAGAAACAAGAUGAAAGUAUUAGUAAAUUUACUGAUAAGACUAAACCUGAAGCUAUUGAAAGUGCAAAACAAAGAUUAGAGAAAGUUGUUGCAGAAAUUGAAGGAUAUGAACAAACUAUAGCCAUAUUAGAAAAAUUAAAAUUAUAA
Lodderomyces jiufengensis is the source of this 3162-nucleotide messenger RNA. RefSeq names its product valine--tRNA ligase (gene VAS1). Gene Ontology annotation, molecular function: aminoacyl-tRNA deacylase activity; ATP binding; valine-tRNA ligase activity. Lineage: Eukaryota; Fungi; Ascomycota; Pichiomycetes; Serinales; Debaryomycetaceae. The transcript has a single exon. Gene Ontology annotation, cellular component: cytosol. Bases 1 to 3162 code for a protein of 1053 amino acids. The record is from RefSeq and is a predicted model, not a curated record. Gene Ontology annotation, biological process: valyl-tRNA aminoacylation.